AUGCUGGAUAAAUACAUAAAUCUACUAUUGCCAUGCAGUCUGGGAUUGAUAUGGAUUUGGCUGACUGAUUCAACGGAUGCCUUAAUGAACUACACGGCCAAACCUCGCGUAGUCCUUCCACCUAAUUAUGUCAAGGAAAUGAGACCACCUUCCAAGAAAGGCUCUCCAGUGAUAGUAGACUUUAGCAUAUUUGUUGUAGAUAUUAACUCAAUCAAUGUAGAGGAUAUGGACUUUAGGGUAGAUAUGUUUAUACAUCAGCGUUGGAACGAAUCAAGGCUCGAGGUCUCCGAUGAUAUAUUCGAGGAGGGCGAUGAUUAUGUGACACUACUUCCAGAAUUCUUCGAUAAUCUCUGGCAACCGGAUCCAUAUUUUUUGAAUUCGAAAAUUGCCGGAUUCGGCAGCCCUUAUAUAACUUCUGGCUCUCUACUGCGCGACAAGGAUCAAAGAGAGACGAAAAACUUUCAUAUCAAUAAAACAUUAAAGAUAGCAACACUAACGCACAAAUUCACCUCAGUGACUUUAUAUAAAAAUAAAACGGUACGCUAUGCGGCGCGAAUGCAUGCGAUCAUCGCCUGUCAAAUGGAAUUCCAACUCUAUCCGAUGGACAUACAGGUGUGCCCCAUAUAUAUAGAAAGCUUCUCAUCGAAUAAUCAAAAAGUGAAAUUACGUUGGUCCGACUCUGGCGUCACUUUGAAUCCCGAGCUCAAAUUGCUGCAAUACAACCUUGGCCAACCGCUCGAACUGGAGGAGAGUGAUGGCUAUAUGCCCGAGAAGGUUGGCAAUUUUUCACGUCUCACAGUGUAUUUCCGAUUUGAGCGGCAAAUCGGACAUCAUCUCAUACAGACGUUCGCGCCGUCAUCGCUCGUCGUAAUGUUGUCUUGGUUUAGUUUUUGGUUGGGACUGGAUGCCAUACCGGGUCGUGUGACGUUGUUGGUCACAUGCAUGUUAACUUUGGUCACCAUGUUCACCGGUCUUAGAGCGGAUAUACCGCCUGUUGCCUAUGUGAAGGCUCUGGAUCUUUGGAUGGCCGGUUGUAUGGUGUCUGUAUUUGCAGCUUUAGCGGAAUUUGUUGUUGUGAAGGUAUUGGAUGUACAAUACCAGUAUCAAGUGAAUAAAAUACCGAAAGUCUUGCCGAUGCGCAUAAGCAACAUGGAAAAGGGUCAAUGUGCAACGGUGGCCAGCUGGGAGGGCGGUGCAGUGCGUUCACGCAAAUCCACACAAACACCAACAACGCCAGGACAGACUUCGUUGCAGGGCAACGGCGGACCACCGAAGCCGGCGCGUCGACAAAGUCUACUAUCGGUGGCCUGGACCGACACCGACACGGGUGUGGAGAAGAUAAUGUGGCGCGAAAUCGAUAAAGUAUCACGUGCCGUAUUUCCUAUAUUAUUUUUCGUCUUCGUACUACUCUAUUGGCCCAUAUUGCUUAUGAAGUCAUCCUAGGAUUUACGGAGUUCCAGAAUACCGAAUUCUGGACUCCGCUGAAACCAUAAUGUCCACAUAUAUACACUUGUAUGUAUUGCGUCGGCGCACAUAAAUAAAGCAAAUUAUUUACUUACAUACAUACGUACAAAGAUUUGUAUGUAUUUGUAUUUAGUACGAGAUUAUGAAACAACAAACACAUGCUCGCAAAUGCAAAAUUGUAGUUAGUGUAUUAUAUGCUACAAAUAAGUAAUGAGUUUUUAGCUGAAAUAACAAAUAUAUUUUAAAUUAAAAAAAUGAUAUAUUUUAAUUGAAAACUCUUUUUAAAGAAGUACCGUUAAUGUUUGAAUUGGAAAUGUGGCUGCUUUUAGCGCUGCAUUUUGAGUAAAAUUAUAUACGAAUUAAAAAAUAAACAAAUAUGUUGCAUAAUGUAGACGCGAUUUACUCUUUUUUACAUAUGUAUGUAUGCUGAUGUAAGAAAUUGUAUUAAAAUUAAGAAAAUAUGUAGAAAAUCAUGUAAUAACAGCGCUUUUAAAUAUGUACGUACAUAUGUAUGUAUAUGAAUUUUCAGUCGUCAGCAUUAAGUUCAGCAGUAAGUACGCAGGAAUAUAAGAAAAAUAUAUAAAAUUUAGCUUUUAAGUAGGUAUAUACUUCUCGUUAGGGUUGUUCUAAUAUUUGCGAAAAAAUAAAAUAAUAAAAUAUAUAUUUAUUUUUAAAAAAUAUAUAUAUUAAACACACAUAUUAUUUA
This is a messenger RNA of Bactrocera tryoni, 2170 nucleotides long. RefSeq names its product glycine receptor subunit alpha-2 (gene alka). The record is from RefSeq and is a predicted model, not a curated record. NCBI's taxonomy places the organism in Eukaryota, Metazoa, Arthropoda, Insecta, Diptera, Tephritidae. Gene Ontology annotation, cellular component: neuron projection; membrane; synapse. Gene Ontology annotation, molecular function: transmembrane signaling receptor activity; chloride channel activity; extracellular ligand-gated monoatomic ion channel activity. The transcript has 10 exons. Bases 1 to 1443 code for a protein of 480 amino acids. Gene Ontology annotation, biological process: signal transduction; chloride transmembrane transport; chemical synaptic transmission.